This is a messenger RNA of Bufo bufo (common toad), 2729 nucleotides long. It is a transcript of the gene MTSS2, whose product is annotated as MTSS I-BAR domain containing 2. Gene Ontology annotation, biological process: plasma membrane organization; cell projection assembly. The record is from RefSeq and is a predicted model, not a curated record. The coding region runs from base 262 to 2478 and encodes 738 amino acids. Lineage: Eukaryota; Metazoa; Chordata; Amphibia; Anura; Bufonidae. Gene Ontology annotation, cellular component: actin cytoskeleton; cytoplasmic side of plasma membrane. The transcript has 15 exons. Gene Ontology annotation, molecular function: actin binding; phospholipid binding.
CAGGCAGCAGGCAGGCAGAUCGCUGCAGAGCUCGGUGCUGCCGCCGCCGUUGUCCCCGGUGCUCGGCUGUGGUCGAUGCCUGUCCCCGGAGCCGCCGCCCUCCCCGGAGGAUGAGGAUGUUCGGCGGCUGCUGCUCCCCCUGGACAUGGGGCAUCUGAGUGCGGAGACCGAGUGAUCAGCGGAGGAUCCUGCGGAGCCGCGUCCGUCUCCUCUCCGGGACUGCACCCCCGCCGCAGGCUCCUGCCCCCCGCACCGGCCAGCAUGGAGGCGGUGGACCGUGAGUGCGGGGCGCUGGGGGGGCUCUUCCAGGCCAUCAUCAAUGACAUGAAGAGUUCUUACCCUAUCUGGGAGGACUUCAGCUCUAAAGCCACAAAACUCCACUCGCAGCUCAGGACCACGGUGUUGGCGGCUGUCGCCUUCCUUGAUGCUUUUCAGAAAGUGGCAGACAUGGCGACCAAUACCCGAGGAGCCACGCGUGACAUCGGAUCUGCCCUCACCCGCAUGUGUAUGAGGCACCGCAGCAUUGAGAGCAAGCUCCGACACUUCACCAACGCCCUCCUGGAGAGCUUAAUAACUCCUCUGCAGGAGCGGAUCGAAGACUGGAAGAAGACGGCAAAUACACUGGACAAGGAGCACACACGUGAAUACAAGCGAGCACGCCACGAGAUUAAGAAGAAAUCCUCUGAUACAUUGAAGCUGCAGAAGAAAGCCCGUAAAGAAGUUCUAGGAAAGGGGGAUCUGCAGCCGCAGUUGGACCACGCGCUGCAAGACGUAAACGACAUGUACCUGCUGCUUGAGGAGACGGAGAAGAUGGCGGUGCGCAGGGCGCUGAUCGAGGAGCGCGGGCGCUUCUGCACCUUCGUCACACUGUUACAGCCGGUGGUGAAUGGAGAGAUCCACAUGCUCGGGGAGGUGACGCAUCUGCAGGCAAUAAUUGACGACCUGAUGCUGCUGAGCGACGAACCUCACAAACUGCCUGCAGCCAGUGAACAGGUAAUUAAGGAUCUGAAGGGAUCGGACUACUCCUGGUCCUAUCAGACGCCCCCAUCCUCGCCCAGCAGCUCAGGGUCCCGCAAGUCCAGUAUGUGUAGUACAAAGACUGCCCCCUCCUGGCAAGCUGCCUCGCACCCCCAGUCACCGGGUUCCGCGUGUCGCUAUCGCAGCCUCCCGCAGUGCACAGGAGGAGCCCAGCGGCUGGUGAGCACCUCCUCCCAGGACUCUGGAUGCAGUUCCCAUGAAGCCACUUACUCCAAGCCGCCAUCACCCAUGCCCUCAGACAUCACGAGCCAGAAGUCCUCCAGCUCUGCAUCUUCUGAGGCCUCGGAGACCUGCCAGUCUGUCAGCGAGUGCAGCUCCCCCACAUCAGAUUGGUCGCGGUCAAGUCCGUAUGAGACUCCGCCAGUGUGUUCAAUGCAGCGCAGAAAGGACCGCGUGGAACACCUGAGGGAAGCAGAGCUGGGCCCCAGCUACCCGGGCAUGGAGGACCCUUAUCGGCCCCGGAUGUCCCCCGCUGUCAUUGCUGCCAAGCACGGGGAGGAGGUCUCGCCCGCUGCCAGUGACCUGGCCAUGGUUCUGACCCGCGGUCUGAGUCUGGAGCACCAGAAGAGCAGCCGUGACUCCCUGCAGUAUUCUAGUGGCUACAGCACCCAAACUACCACCCCCUCCUGCUCCGAGGACACCAUCCCCUCACAAGGUUCUGACUACGACUGUUACUCGGUGAAUGGAGACGCAGACGGCGACGGCUCUGGGGACUUUGACCGCUCGUCCACGGUUCCCCGGAGCAGCAGCCUGGCACAGAACUACCGCCGGAUGCUUCAGACCAAGCGGCCAGCCUCCACAGCCGGUCUGCCCACUGCCAUGCCUCCCUCUGGAUCUGCACCUCCUCCCACGCAGUCAGGCUCGACGCCAGGUGUGGCCACCAUAAGGCGCACUCCUUCCACCAAACCCACCGUCAGACGCACUUUAUCUAACGCCGGACCCAUUCCAUGUCGCCCCCCUAUUGUGCCAGUAAGAACACCCACUGUGCCCGACUCUCCCAGUGGAGGACUGGGGGGGCGCUCUCGCGUUGGAAGUGAAGAGUGUGUUUUCUAUCUCGGAGCUGAUGAUGGAAGCCCCCUAGACUUUGCCAAGUCUUCCCCCAAGCGCCUCAGUCUCCCCAAUGCAGCCUGGGGGGGUGCGGGAGAGAUGUCUGUUUAUGGAGGGGCCCCCGCAGAUGAGGAAGACAUGGGAGGGGGUCUUCUGGCGGCCAAUCGGCACAGUCUGGUGGAGAAGAUCGGGGAGCUCGUCGCAGGAGCGCACGCUCUAGGGGACGGGCAGUUCCCUUUCCCUUCAGCUCCAGACAAGAGUCAGAUUCCUGCCCCGGCCGGUGGAGGGAGCGGGUCAGAACCACCAGCAGGGGAUAUGCUGGCAUCCAUACGUAGAGGAGUGCGCUUACGCCGAACCCUGACCAACGACCGGUCUGCACCCCGGAUCUUGUGAUCUUGAUUCAAGGGUUCAUAAGAUUGGUGCUUGGGGGAGGGGAGGGAAAUUUACUGUGACACAAGCAUACCCAGAGACCAGGGGGGUGCUUAACCCUUUCUAUGCAGGUCUGUCCGGGGCUAGAAGGGUUCUGUCUGGUGACUGACCGAAACAUUUUGACCGUUCCGGGCACGGGCGGACCAUUUCUGAUGAAGUGUCUGGUCUGCCACGGCAGCUGACGACUCCCCAUGUGCAGGAGUGGCUCAUCCACG